CGGCCUCCCGGGCGCCCGGGGUUGCCGUGACGACCGCAGGCGCCGCGAUCCCGCGAAGCUGCAGGUGCCGAGGGCCGGCGGGGCGACCGCAGCCUGCCGAACAUGAAGAGCUGGUGUCUGUGUCAGAUCUGCACCUGCGGGCGACAUCACUGUCCACAUGGAACCACAAGGAUUUAUGAAAAUUCUGGCAUAUCUUGCCCCACCACUGAAUAUUUGGAAAAAUAUCCUACCUAUGGCAAUGUUCUUCCACCUCAGAGUCUGAAACCCAAGCAAGAAUUUCGAGCAUGCCGUGGUAAAAUGGAAGGAAUAACAACAUUUAAAUCGGAUUAUCGUCCUUAUGAGAUAGUCAAACAGCCUCGCCACGUACCAGAAGAAUACAAACCACAACAGGGGGAGGUUGAUCUUGACACCACCUACAAGCGGGAUUUUAAUUCUUACAAAGUGCAGCCUGUGGCCAUAGUCCGGCCUUUGGAGAGACAACGAGUUAAACAAGGGAAGGUGGACGCUGUCCCAACCUAUAAAGAUGAUUAUAGAGCUUGGGACAUUCAGAAAAUUGACCUUUAUAAGCCUGAACAAACUUAUCAUCCCCCCACUGUGAAAUUUGGAAAUUCAACUACAUUUCAGGAUGACUAUGUUCCUCAGGAGAUAAAGCCUAGGCAAAACUUUAAACCCAGCCCUGUGGUCAAACGUUCUACAGUCCCUUUUAAUGGUGAGACAAGUCAUCGCCUUGAUUAUGUACCUUAUCAGCUAGAACUCAAGUUUGCAAGGCCAAAAGAAGUGUACAAGCCAACCAACCAACCCUUUGAGGAUCUCACAACUCACCGAUACGACUUUCAGGGUCUUGUUGGCGAAACUGCAAAAAUCUGCAGACCUCCAUACACCAGAGUGACCCAAAAUGCUCAUUUUGAAGGAAGCACGGAAUUCCGUGAAAGCUUUCAACCUUGGGAAAUCGCACCACCCGAAGUCAAGAAACCACAAGAAUAUGUCCCGCCUACAGGUACCAUGCAGUUGAACAGCACAAGCCAUCUCGACUAUGUUCCCUAUCAGACCAAACGUGUCAGUCCCAUCAGGCCAGUUGCUCAAAGAAGAAAUAACAAUUUUCCUUUUCAAGGAAAAAGCACCACAAAGGAAGAUUUUCCAGCCUGGGAAUGCUGUCGUCAAGGUCUUAUUAAGCAGCAGCAGCAGAUUCCCAACCCAUCUGGAAAAUUUGAUGGUUGGAGCACUUUCAGGUCUCACUACGUGCCACAUGAGCUGAUUCCGACGGAGAGCUGCAAACCAGCACAUGCUCUGUUUAAGAGUUCUGCUCCAUUCAAUGACACAACCAUGUACUCUACAGAGUACACACCAAAGAAACAGGAAAUCUGCCCUGCUAGCUAUCCUUCUCCUCCAGGGUAUAUCUUUGAAAGUACAAAUUCUCGAGGUCAUAAAUUCUUCCGCAAGGUCACGCCCGCAGUGGAGGCCUUCUAAUCAUCAAAUCAUGUUUAAAAUGAAGCUAACAGAUAUUGGCUUUCUAAGGGCAAAGCCAGGUUUUUUUGGGGGGGGGAGGGGAAAAGGGAGAGAGAGACUCUUAAACAGGUUCCAAGUCCAGCACAGAGCCUGAUGUGGGGCUUGAUCUCACAAUCCUGAGAUCAUGACCUGAGUUGAAAUCGAGAAUUGGAUGCUUGACCGACUGGGCCACCCAGGCGCCCCAAAGCCAAUUUUUUAUAAUCAAAAUAAUUUAUGGGAGAGCUAAAACAAAUCAUUUUUAAAUUUAAAAAAUUAAUUUGGAAAAUUAAUUAUAGGAAUAAGGACCUUAAAAUCCAUUUUGUAUUGAUCCUUUACCAAGAUUGUUCUUUAAGAUGCUGUUCUGAACGUUGAAUCAUGGACAUUCCCAUCUGAACUACUUUGAUUCCCAACCUACUGUUUGGUUGCUUCUCUCCAAUCUAUUAUCAUUUAUACUUCUGUUUUUAAUUAUGGCAACUCCACAGUUACUUACCUACAGGUUGUCAUGUAUCAAGCGCAUUAGGACUGUCUAGCAUGCGUCUGAAAAUGGUGCAUGGAUUCCUCAUCCAAGACAAUGGUCUUCACUUCCUCAGACUUCAGAGCAUCUACGCAGUGCACUGUGGUUGGUGGUGCUGAGGGCAGUCGCGCUGCUCCUCGCCACGUUCACGUUCACAAGAGGAACUAUGGUGUGACAAGCAAAGGCUCUGUGGGCUGGGAAUCAAGGCUCUGAGUUUGGGUUCCAAUGACAUCACCCUAGGCCAACGACUUGCGUCUUUGAGCCCCAGUGUCUUCAUUUGUAAAAGGACAUCUGCUCUGCUUAGUUCACAAAUAUUCUGUUGUGAGCAUCAGAUCAUAUGAUUCAUUGUAACCUGAAAACAAAAGUGCUAAACAAAUGUCAGGGAUUCUUAAUAAGUCCCUUAAUCUCAUUUUGUACCUGUUUUCUCCUUUUUCAAAUUAGGAUAAUUAACCUACUCAAAACUCACUUUCUGGCCUCAGGCAAGAAUUGUAAAAUGACCGAUUUUGCUUUGAGCUUAUGAGUAGUAGUUCGAUUCCUGAGAAGGGUCUUGUCCUCCACAGCCACGAGCACCUGCGAGCUCGUUACAGAGAAUGGAGAGCUUGGAUUCGGAGAAGAACAUGGUUGGAAAGACAGUACUUAAAGGAAGGAAAAGGGUAUUGUUAGAGUAGUUUGAGGAAUGACCGACACCUCUGAAGAAUCUUCAGGGUAACCCUGGGUAAGGAUGCACCUAAUGGCCAUGCCCGGAGUCAGGGUUCAGAAGCAGGGGCGGGCUCCUGGGGGGCAUAAUUGUGUCCUUCUUUUCUAGUGUGAGCUUAGUGCUAAGAAGGGGCGGGAAGAUGGAUGCCAGUAAGUGAAGUAGGAAGAACAUGUUGCAUUUAAAUAAAUGCUGAAAAUGUCCCAAUGAAUCAAACUCCUAUUGUUUCUUCUCCUUUGAUAAAUGAUUGCAUUAUGGGGGAGUAAGGUUUAUUUUAGCACAAAUUCUGAUCUUUUGUAGCUUUAGAGUUGUUUCAAACAAUAUGCUUAAUUGAGAAUAAGCCCACCAACAUUUGGCUAAAACAUUUUUAAUAUUUGAAAGCAGCUUGUUUUUAUUUACAUUUGUAUUUAUUAGUGAAAAUUAUGAUCUGUAGAAUUUUAUAUCCACGCAACAUUA
Molecule: messenger RNA, 3149 nt
Organism: Mirounga angustirostris (Northern elephant seal)
Lineage: Eukaryota; Metazoa; Chordata; Mammalia; Carnivora; Phocidae
Gene: SAXO2
Product: stabilizer of axonemal microtubules 2
Exons: 4
Coding region: 103-1467 (454 amino acids)
Cellular component (GO): ciliary basal body; sperm flagellum; axonemal microtubule
Molecular function (GO): microtubule binding
Source: RefSeq, a predicted model, not a curated record